This is a messenger RNA of Pelobates fuscus (common spadefoot toad), 2806 nucleotides long. RefSeq names its product intraflagellar transport 88 (gene IFT88). Gene Ontology annotation, molecular function: kinesin binding. Bases 184 to 2655 code for a protein of 823 amino acids. The transcript is spliced from 26 exons. Gene Ontology annotation, cellular component: non-motile cilium; ciliary base; centriole. Gene Ontology annotation, biological process: kidney development; non-motile cilium assembly; inner ear receptor cell stereocilium organization. Lineage: Eukaryota; Metazoa; Chordata; Amphibia; Anura; Pelobatidae. The record is from RefSeq and is a predicted model, not a curated record.
UUGGAUGGGAGCGCUGCGUUCCCCGGUCGCCUGGACAACGCCGCUAUAGCUUCGCAGGUCUGCGGGUUGAACGCGACGUCACCAGCUGCAGGCCAAUCAUCUUCCUGGCUCGCGACGCACCGGUGCCUGCUGGGUAAGAUUCCCUUGGAGCUCCAGUUGGCAUCAACAGAUUGUCCAGCCGCCAUGAUGCAGCAUGUCCAUUUGGUACCAGAGGAAGAGGAGGAGGAUCUUUAUACAGGCUACAAUGAUUAUAAUCCCACAUAUGACAUUGAGGAAUUGGAGAACGAUGUAGCUUUUCAGCAAGCUGUUAAAACCAGCCACGGACGAAGACCACCGAUCACAGCAAAAAUCCCAGGGACCGCGGCUCCACGCGCAAUUGCAACAGGGUUUGGUGCCAGGCCAAAUCUUUUCUCAUCGAUCGGGCGGCCGAUGACAGGAGCUGUGCAGGAUGGCGUUGCUCGGCCCAUGACUGCAGUGCUCGCUGCUGGCUACACUAAGGCUGCUUUUAGAGGAUCCUCCUUUGAUCCUAUUGGGCAGUCCCGGGGUCCUGCUCCUCCGCUUGAAAACAGAAAUGAGGACACUCCUGAAGAAAAGAUCAGGCAGUUGGAGAAAAAAGUGAAUGAACUGAUUGAAGAAAGCUGCAUUGCCAAUAGCAGUGGAGAUUUAAAACUGGCCUUAGAAAAAGCAAAGGAAGCCGGAAGGAAGGAGAGGGUCUUGGUCCGGCAAAGGGAGCAAGUAAUCUCUCCGGAAAACAUUAACCUUGACCUGACAUACUCUGUAUUGCUAAACCUGGCCACUCAGUACUCAGCAAAUGAGCUCUAUGCAGAGGCUAUCAACACAUACCAAGUGAUUGUGAAAAAUAAAAUGUUUAGCCAUGCAGGCCGCCUGAAAGUUAACAUGGGAAACAUUUAUCUGAAACAGAGGAAUUAUUCAAAGGCUAUUAAAUUUUAUCGAAUGGCUCUUGAUCAGAUCCCAGGGGCCCACAAAGAGAUGAGAAUCAAGAUAAUGCAAAACAUUGGCGUAGCAUUUGUCAAGACUGGUCAAUAUGCGGAUGCUAUUAACUCUUUUGAGCACAUCAUGGCAGAAUCCCCCAAUCUGAAAGCUGGCUUCAAUUUGAUUCUUUGCUAUUUUGCUGUUGGGGACCGCGAAAAAAUGAAAAAAGCCUUCCAAAAACUGAUUGCUGUACCCCUAGGGAUUGAUGAUGAAGACAAGUAUAUUUCACCCAGUGAUGAUCCACAUGCAAAUUUACUCAUUGAAGCUAUCAAAAAUGACAGUUUGCAUCAAAUGGAACGUGAAAGGAAAGCGCUGGCUGAAAAAUUCAUCAUGACAGCUGCAAAACUAAUCGCUCCUGUAAUCGAAACCUCUUUUGCUGUUGGCUAUGACUGGUGUGUUGAAGUGGUUAAGGCAUCUCCGUAUGUGGAAUUGGCAAACGAUUUGGAAAUAAACAAAGCUAUAACUUACCUCAGACAGAAAAAUUUUACUAAGGCUGUAGAAACCUUAAAAAUGUUUGAGAAGAAGGACAGCAGAGUAAAAAGCGCAGCAGCAACCAACUUAUCGUUCGUCUAUUUCCUGGAGGAGGAGUAUUCACACGCAGAUAUCUACGCAGAUUUAGCUGUAUCCUCUGAUAGAUAUAACCCGGCAGCGCUAACAAAUAAAGGAAAUGUUAUUUUUGCAAGUGGAGACUUCGACAAAGCAGCGGAGUACUACAGAGAGGCUCUGAGAAACGAUUCAUCCUGCACUGAAGCACUAUAUAACCUUGGUUUGACCUACAAGAAUCUUAAUCGGCUUGAGGAAUCCCUGGACUGUUUUCUUAAACUUCAUGCAAUCCUUAGAAACAGUGCACAGGUUCUCAGUCAAAUUGCAAGAUUGUAUGAAAUGCUUGAAGACCCUGUUCAGGCAAUUGAUUGGCUUACACAACUUCUCAGCAUUGUUCCAACUGAUGCUUAUGCUCAAGCAAAACUCGGAGAGUUGUACGAUACUGAAGGGGACAAGCCACAAGCUUUCCAUCACUACAGCGAGUCUUACCGGUUUUUCCCUUCAAACAUUGAAGUAAUUGAGUGGCUUGGAGCCUAUUACAUCGACACACAGUUUUGUGAAAAAGCCAUUCAGUAUUUUGAGAGAGCCGCUCUUAUUCAGCCCACUCAAGUGAAAUGGCAGCUGAUGGUAGCCAGCUGUUAUAGAAGAAGUGGCAGUUAUCAGAAAGCACUUGAUACAUAUAAAGAGAUUCACAGGAAGUUUCCAGAUAAUGUAGAGUGCUUGCGAUUUCUGGUCCGUCUCUGCACUGAUAUUGGACUAAAAGAAGUGCAGGAAUAUGCAACCAAACUUAAGAAAGCCGAAAAAAUGAAAGAAAUAAGGGAACAGAGGGUAAAAUCCGGAAGAGAUGGCAGUGCCCGAAGUAGAAGAGACGGAAGUGCCAGCAGUGACAGUGGUCAGAGCAGUGUAACGAGUGCUAAAGGAGAGCGCCUGAGUGCCAAGUUAAGAGCUCUGCCAACAUCAAGUGACCCAUACGAGCCCAGCAGCCAUAAAGAAAUUGAUGCUUCAUAUGUAGAUCCUCUAGGCCCCCAGAUGGAAAGGCCAAAAACAGCUGCCAGGAAAAGAGCAGACGACGAGGACUUUGCCGAUGAAGAGUUAGGGGAUGAUUUGCUCCCUGAGUGAUCCUUCAAAGUUUCAUAGAUUGAUGUCGGUCCCAGUUUUGUUCAUUUGUUUUUCUAUAUUCAGAUUAUAGAAUGUUACUGAUUUCCUGCUAAUGUGAUGAUUUGCUGGCAUUCAUACCAUGUCAUUUUUUUUUGUGAUACUGUUGAACAUA